Molecule: messenger RNA, 1160 nt
Organism: Eublepharis macularius
Lineage: Eukaryota; Metazoa; Chordata; Lepidosauria; Squamata; Eublepharidae
Product: retinol dehydrogenase 8-like
Exons: 6
Coding region: 4-960 (318 amino acids)
Biological process (GO): estrogen biosynthetic process
Cellular component (GO): cytoplasm
Molecular function (GO): estradiol 17-beta-dehydrogenase [NAD(P)+] activity
Source: RefSeq, a predicted model, not a curated record
ACCAUGACUCCCAAAACUGUUCUUAUCACAGGAUGCUCGUCUGGCAUUGGGCUGGCUUUGGCUGUAAAACUAGCACAAGACAAGCAAAGGAGGUUCAAAGUGAUUGCUACUGUGAGGAAUGUGGCCAAGAAGGAACAGCUGGAAGCAGCUGCUGGGGAUGCUCUCAACAAGACCCUAGAGAUCAAACAGCUGGACGUCUGUGAUGAGAGAUCCAUCCGCCGCUGCAUCAACAGUGUCCCUUCCAGGCACAUAGACAUCCUUGUCAACAAUGCCGGGGUAGGUCUCAUUGGGCCCAUCGAAUGCCAGUCAAUUGAGGAGAUGAAGACCAUCAUGGAGACCAACUUCUUUGGUGUGGUGCGAAUGAUUAAGGAGGUUCUACCUGACAUGAAGAAAAGAAGGAGCGGCCACAUCGUGGUCAUCAGCAGUGUUAUGGGCUUGCAAGGCAUCAUGUUCAACGACGUCUACGCAGCAUCCAAAUUUGCCAUUGAGGGCUUCUGCGAAAGCCUCAUCAUUCAGACGCUCAAGUUCAACAUCUUCAUCAGCUUAAUCGAACCAGGCCCUGUGGUGACUGAGUUUGAGAUGAAGGUCUAUGAAGGUGCGGGGAAAGCAGACUACUCCCAGACAGACUGUGAGACAGCUGAGAUAUUCACCAAUAUCUACCUGAAGAAUUCCAAGGCCAUCUUCUCCAGUUUGGGUCAGACCCCUGAAGAUGUGGCCGAGCACACGCUGAAGGUCAUCAGCAUGGCCAAGCCGCCCUUCCGUCACCAGACCAAUGCUGUCUACACACCCAUGACUGCCCUCAAGCAUGCUGACCCCACUGGGGCUCUGAUGACCGACUCCUUCUACAAGCUGGUCUUCAAAUAUGAUACCCUCUUGCACGUCAGCUUGAAAGCCAUCCGACUCAUCCGCUGGCAGGCCCAUAAAAUGAGGCAGGGGGCCCGGUUGCUGGGCUUCCGGUGAGGUCUCCCAUAGGCCAACAGAGCCUCUACUUGAGGGAUAGGAUUGCCAACUCUGAGAAAUUCCUGGAGAUUUUGAAGUGGAGUCUAUGGAGGUCAGGGUUUGUGGAGGGGAGGUACCUCAUUGGGGUAUAAUGCCGUACAGUCUACUCUCCAAAGCAGCCAUUUUCUCCAGAGAAACUGAUCUGAUUUUGGGAGAUCUCC